AUGGCGCCCAAGUCGAGAUUCACCAGGCUUGAUGCCUUUACAAAGACGGUCGAGGAUGCCCGCAUCAGGACAACUUCGGGUGGAAUCAUCACCAUUGUCUCGCUGAUUGUGGUCCUGUAUCUGGCCUGGGGAGAAUGGCAAGACUACCGCAGGAUAGACAUACACCCGGAGCUGAUUGUUGACAAGAGCAGAGGUGACCGCAUGGAAAUCCACCUCAACAUAACAUUGCCCCGCGUACCCUGCGAGCUCUUGACCCUCGACGUGAUGGACGUCUCGGGCGAGCAACAACACGGCGUGCAGCACGGUGUCAUCAAGGUCCGCCUUCGACCCGAGUCUGAAGGUGGCGGUGUCAUCGAUGCCAAGACCCUGUCCCUCCACGCCGAAGACGAGGCUGCUACGCACCUGGACCCCAACUACUGCGGCGGUUGCUACGGCGCCCCGGCCCCGGCCAACGCCAAGAAGGCCGGCUGCUGUAACACCUGUGACGAGGUGCGCGAGGCGUACGCCCAGGCCUCAUGGGCCUUUGGCCGCGGCGAAAACGUCGAGCAGUGCACGCGCGAGCACUACGCCGAGCGCCUGGACGAGCAGCGCCACGAGGGCUGCCAGAUCGCCGGCAGCUUGCGCGUCAACAAGGUCGUCGGCAACUUUCACCUUGCCCCCGGCCGCAGCUUCAGCAACGGCAACAUGCACGUCCAUGAUCUCAAGAACUACUGGGACACUCCCGUCGAGGGCGGCCACUCCUUCAGCCACACGAUCCACUCGCUGCGCUUCGGACCUCAGCUCCCACCCGCCGUCCUGGACAAGCUCGGCAACAAGGACAAGAACAUGCCCUGGACGAGCCACCACAUCAACCCGCUCGACGGUGUUAUCCAGACCACCACGGACCCCAACUUUAACUAUAUGUACUUUGUCAAGAUCGUUCCCACCUCGUACCUACCUCUGGGCUGGGAGCAGAGGAGCCACCUGGCCACUGUGCAUGACCACGGUGUUGGUACCUACGGCUACUCGGGCGAUGGCAGCGUAGAGACGCACCAGUACUCGGUGACCAGCCACAAGAGGAGUCUGACGGGCGGUGAUGACGGCGAAGAUGGCCACAAGGAGCGUCUGCACUCCAGGGGCGGCAUUCCAGGUGUAUUCUUCUCAUACGAUAUCUCGCCGAUGAAGGUCAUCAACCGCGAGGUCCGCGCAAAGACCUUUGCGGGCUUCUUGACCGGCCUGUGUGCCAUUCUCGGCGGUACUCUGACAGUCGCGGCCGCCAUUGAUCGUAUGACGUUUGAGGGUGUCACGAGGAUCAAGAAGAUGCAGUCAAAGAACCUGUAG
This is a messenger RNA of Pyricularia pennisetigena, 1320 nucleotides long. RefSeq lists its product as uncharacterized. Gene Ontology annotation, biological process: retrograde vesicle-mediated transport, Golgi to endoplasmic reticulum; endoplasmic reticulum to Golgi vesicle-mediated transport. Bases 1 to 1320 code for a protein of 439 amino acids. The record is from RefSeq and is a predicted model, not a curated record. Lineage: Eukaryota; Fungi; Ascomycota; Sordariomycetes; Magnaporthales; Pyriculariaceae. The transcript is spliced from 3 exons. Gene Ontology annotation, cellular component: COPII-coated ER to Golgi transport vesicle; Golgi membrane; endoplasmic reticulum.